AUGGGUCGUCGGAAGGCACCUUGCUACUGCCCGAAGCUGGAGACGGUUUCAUGGCGGGAUUGUUCAGGCGAGAAAGUGGUUACGACGGAGAAAUUGACUACGCAGGACUUGUUGAAGAGCAAGGAGACGGAGUUUGCUGUUGCUGAUGUUACUAUCACGACUGCGUUUGAACAAAAGUUUCAGAUCCCGCGGGUGUGGUGGACGACGUUGGCGAGGCGAUCGAAUGGGUAUUUUGGGCAUCAGGAUGUGCUUGAUUCAGAUGGCACCCGGACGGGUACUAUCUCGUGGGUGAGGUUCAUGGUCAAGCGAGUCAGCAAGAUUCUCGACGCCCGCGACGACGAGACCCUUACAUACCACUGGGUCAAGCUCAACGCCGUGACGAGAUGGUACGCCUCAAAUAACCGCACCGACAUCGUCCUCUUCGACCAUCCCCAGUUUGCGCUGCAAAACAGGGAAACCAUCUUACGAAACAUCAACCCCCGCGAGCUGGGCGAUCCGUUCUGGGUGUAUCCCAGCAUGGUGGAAGAAAUCGCCCAGCUGCACGACGUGACCAUCUGGGAGACUCGCAACCUGCUCCGGGACUUUGAGCUGCGGCGCGCCUUUUACCGCUUCAGCUACAUGUACCUGCACGAGAUCCCGCGGCACAUGACGCACGUCAACGAGAUGGUCUACGUGACGGAGAGCAUCCUAACCAGCAUCCAGAAGCACCACAACCAAUUCCUGGCAACAGACAAAGUCGACACACCAAAAUUGUUCUUCCUCAACAUCCAGAACCGGCUCGACUCGCUGCAUAACCUGGUGACGAACCUGCGGCAUCGCGCCGAGUCCAACAACACGCGCAUCCAGAACGAGAUGGCGCUCACGUACAGUGACGCGGCGCGCAUCGAUUCCUCGGCGAUGCGGGCGAUUUCGCUGGUUGGGCUGCUGUUCUUGCCGGCGGCGUUUGUGGCGGCGAUAUUUAGCACUUCGUUUUUCAAUUUUGAUGCGCCGACGGGAAUAUGGAAGCUUUCGAGCCAUUUCUGGCUAUAUUGGGUGGUGGUGGUGCCGUUGACUGCUGUGACGAUUGUGUCGUGGUUUUUUGGGGCGAGGAUUAUGGAUAGGAUAAUGCCGCAGUGGAGGAGGUGGAUUGAAUGA
Molecule: messenger RNA, 1134 nt
Organism: Trichoderma breve
Lineage: Eukaryota; Fungi; Ascomycota; Sordariomycetes; Hypocreales; Hypocreaceae
Product: corA-like mg2+ transporter protein domain-containing protein
Exons: 4
Coding region: 1-1134 (377 amino acids)
Source: RefSeq, a predicted model, not a curated record